Molecule: messenger RNA, 2478 nt
Organism: Helianthus annuus (common sunflower)
Lineage: Eukaryota; Viridiplantae; Streptophyta; Magnoliopsida; Asterales; Asteraceae
Exons: 5
Coding region: 1-2478 (825 amino acids)
Molecular function (GO): zinc ion binding
Source: RefSeq, a predicted model, not a curated record
AUGUUAUGCUAUGGAUUGGCGGUCACAUGCAUUGAGGUAGGAUUUGAUCAAGCACAGUAUGUAGGAGGUGAUUCAAAGCUUGUUAGAGUAGAUGUAGACCACAUUUCUUACUUUGAACUUGUAGAUUAUGCAAUGGAAUCCGGUUUUUACAGUUCUAGAAAAUUUCAUAUAUAUGGGUUGGAUGCUGAUGAUGGGGGACUUCAUCACUUUGAAAGUGAUAAAGAUGUGUUGCACUUGGCCGGUAAGGUUAUGACAUGGAGUGAACCAUUUAUGGAAGUCCUGAUCCAACCAGGUCCAAUACUGGCAGAUGAAGCCUACUCCUGUUCCAGGCCCACUAACCCAUCUCCCCGGCCCAAUGAGCAAAAAGCCCAAUCCACAAAGCCUGCUAGGUCAACUGAUAGGGUUUUAGUGGAUAUAGACAAUGAAUAUGGUCAUGAUAGUGAUGACAGUGAGUAUAAACAAUCAGUUGGAUCAGGAGAGUCGGAUGAUGAUACUGAUAUUGAUGACCUAGUUCCAAGCAGUGAUCAUGAUGAGGAGGAGGUUCUGGAAGAGGUAAAUGGUUCUGAGUCAGAUAGAGAGGACUUGGAAUGGAGACAGUCACAAGAUGCAGUUAGAAAGGCUACUCAUGUUGAUUAUGGUGACAUUCUUACACCCGGUGAAAGUGAGGACGAUAAUAUCAGGGGUAAGAAGUAUAAGGAAGCUGCUCCAUCUAUAACUGAACACACUAACUGGAAGAAAUUCAUUUGGAAGGUAGGAACAAGGUUUGCAUCAAGGGAUGCCUUCAAAGAGGCAGUGAGAAGGUAUUCAGUGACUAUUGGUAGGAAUUUGUACCUUGCUAAGAGUGAGACGGGCAACUGUGGUCGUAUAGUUGUCAAGUGUAUAGAAGGGUGUCCAUUUUUCUUAUUGUGCUCACUGCAUAAGGGUAAGGAGUGUUAUAUGGUUAAAAGAGUGCAGAAUAAGCAUUCUUGCCAAAGGAACAUGAUAAAGAACAGACAAUUAACAACAAGGUUUAUAGCUAAUGAGUUCCUACCAUUGUUUAGAUCCAAGCCCAAUUGGUCUACUAAGGAGAUUGUAUUGGCUGUAAAACAGAAGUAUAAGGUCAUAAUUACUAAGUGGUUGGCUUACAAGGCUAAAUCUUGUGCUCAUAAGAAGUUGCAUGGACCAAUGAGGGAUCAUUAUAGUAAAAUUGGUGCAUACAUGGAUAUUUUGAAGAAAACAAAUCCAACAUCAACGUUUGUUCUUGUAACUGCACCACCAGGUUUUAUCAAUCUAGAUCCAACAACCACAUGUGAAACAUUCUUUAGAUUAUUUGUAUGUUUUGAUGGUUUCAAAAAAGGAUUUUUAGCCGGAUGCAGGAAGGUGUUAUGUUUAGAUGGUUGUUUUUUGAAGACAUUCCUGGGGGGAAUGUUAUUAACUGCUGUUGGAAGUGAUGCUAAUGAUCAGAUGUAUCCUUUGGCAUGGGCAGUGGUUGAAGGGGAGAACAAUGAUAGUUGGGAAUGGUUAAUGGAAGAGCUCAGAAAGUGUUUGGGAAUAAAUGAUGGUGGGGAAGCAUGGACAUUCAUAUCAGAUCAGCAGAAGGGUCUAUUGAAUGCUGUUGCACUAAUAUGGCCAAGGGCAGAGCAUAGAAACUGUGCAAGGCACAUCUAUGCUAACUGGCACAAGACAUUCAAGGAUGAAGAGUUGAAGGAACUGUAUUGGAAAGCUACAAGGGCUUAUUGUGAACCUAAGUGCAUUCAAGCACUUGAUGAGAUGAGAUCAAUCAACCCUGAUGCAAUAGAAGCAUUAUUGAAACAAGAUAAAACUUGUUUCAACAGAUGCUACUUGAAAACUCACACUAAAUGUGAUGUAAUAGUGAACAACAUGGCAGAAACAUUCAAUGAAAUGGCUGCCAAAGAUGUUGUCAUCUGCCCUAAUAUACAGGAAAAACUAGAGUUUUCCAAGGGUGCAGCUUAUAGGUGUGAAGUGUACCCCUCAUCUUAUCAAGUUUUCCAAGUAAGAGACUUUGAUGAUGUAUCUGUUGACUUGGAUAAGAGAACCUGCACAUGUAGAAAGUGGGAACUUAGGGGAUAUCCAUGUAAGCAUGUGUGUGCUGUGGCUGGGUUUUUACAUAAGAAUGCAGAAGAUUAUGUGGACCAGUGUUACCACAAAGAUACAUACAUGAAGAUUUAUGACUUCACAAUCCCUCCAUUGCCAAGUGAAAAGUAUUGGCCAAAGGUUGAUUAUCCAAUGGAUCCACCUCCAAUAAAAGUUGCUCCUGGUAGGCCUAAGAAGAACAGAAAGAGAGACCCUCAUGAGGAUCCUAAAAAGCCAGGAAAACUAACUAAGCAUGGGGUUAUAAUGACAUGUGGUAUUUGUGGAGCAAGAGGUCAUAACAAGAGAAAAUGUGCUGAAAAGGGGAAGAUGAAUACAGCUGAACCUAGAUCAAAGAGACAGAAGGGGAACAUAAGGAAGAGAAAGUCAACACAGCAGUCAACAUAG